ACUAGCAGUCAGCUGGGGUGGAGACGAGCGGCCUUACCUGCAGUGUGUGCUGGGGUUGCUCCACGGAGGAAGACAGAUGUUUGACUCGCUGUACGACUGGUUCUGGUGGGAGAAGAUGUGGCUGCCUGCAGAGCUGUCGUGGGCGGACCUGGAGGACAAGGAGGGUCGAGUCUACGCCAAGGCCUCACAUCUGAAUGUUACAGUACCCUAUGCCUUUGGCUUUUUAUUCAUCAGAUACCUCUUUGAAAGGUGGAUGGCAACUCCACUUGCAGCCUCGGCUGGAAUCAAGCAGCGGGUCCAUCGGAAAGCGGAUAACAAUCCCACCCUGGAAGUCUACUACACAACUCAGAGCAGAAAUCCUGUUCAGGUCGACAUUGAUGGGCUGUCUAAAAAGAGCAGUUUGUCAGUGAGACAAGUUCAACGCUGGUUCAGAAGAAGACGGAGACAGGAUCAUCCUGGAGUCCUGAAAAAAUUCAGAGAAGCCAGCUGGAGGUUUGUCUUCUACUUGUUGGCGUUCAUUGGAGGAAUCGUGGCGCUUCAUGAUAAAGAAUGGCUUUAUGACACAAAAGAAGUCUGGACAGGUUAUCCGAAGCAGUCAAUGCUGGAGUCUCAGUACUGGUAUUACAUCCUGGAGAUGAGCUUCUACGGCUGUCUUCUCUUCAGUUUCUCCUUUGAUGUCAAGAGAAGGGACUUUAAGGAGCAGAUUGUUCACCACGUGGCCACGUUGGUCCUCUUAUCAUUUUCCUGGUGUGCCAACUUCAUCCGUAUAGGAACUCUGGUCAUGCUCAUCCAUGAUGCUUCUGAUGUUUUACUGGAGUCUGCCAAAUUAUUCAACUAUGCCCGAUGGGAAAAAACCAGCAACGCUCUUUUUGUUUUGUUUGCCAUCGUUUUCAUGGUUACACGACUGGUCAUCUUUCCAUUCUGGCUUAUUCACUGUACCUGGGUUUACCCUGUUAUCUACUACCCAGCCUACUUUGGCUACUACUUCUUCAACUUGAUGCUGGUGGUUCUUCUCUGUCUUCACAUAUUCUGGUCCUACCUCAUUCUCUGCAUGGUCAAGAAGUUUAUGUUUGGCACACUAACAAGAGAUGAGAGGAGUGACAACGAUGAAGACGAGGGGCAAGAAACCAGUCCUACAGAGGAUGAUUGUGUCCAACAACACACACAUGUCAGAGGACAAGAAAUCGGUGAAAGGGAUGACAAAAAUGGCUGCUUAGGAAUACCGAAACCAGAGAAUUUCUGCUGGUCAAAAACCACGUAAUGAGUCAUGCUCAUUAUAAGUUAAGGGCUUAUACCAAUGUUCUGACAGGACCACAAACUAGCUUACAUGUUCACAUUCUGUCUGUUUGUUGUUUUUUCUGUGAAGGUUUAUUAUGUUCCCCUAAAAUUGUACCUAAAACCAACUGACACUCAGUGAACGUGGACAUUUUGGAGAUAUUCAGACAGUAGCUAAUUUGUUUAUUCAGUUGUUAAAUUUAACAACUCUUUAAUGGAUUGCAUUUAAAACUGGACUGGGCAUAACUAAUUGCUUGAACAGAGCAUAAAUACCAAAAGUCAAGUAUGUUUUCUCAUUAUUAAAGUGUUCAAAGUU
This is a messenger RNA of Cololabis saira (Pacific saury), 1591 nucleotides long. RefSeq names its product ceramide synthase 3a (gene cers3a). Gene Ontology annotation, biological process: ceramide biosynthetic process. Gene Ontology annotation, cellular component: membrane. Lineage: Eukaryota; Metazoa; Chordata; Actinopteri; Beloniformes; Belonidae. The record is from RefSeq and is a predicted model, not a curated record. The transcript is spliced from 11 exons. Gene Ontology annotation, molecular function: DNA binding; sphingosine N-acyltransferase activity. Bases 77 to 1261 code for a protein of 394 amino acids.